AUGGAAAAUGGAACAGGGCAAGAUGCUGAUUGUGUAAAAACAAGCAAUAUCCUCAUUGAUGCAAACCUCAAGGUUCGUAUCACGGAAUUCGCUUUGGCAUCAAUCGCAGACAUGCAGCCGGCCACCUUCGACGAGAUGGUCUGCGCUCGAAGUGGUGUUGACAGGGAGCUCAAGGAAUCAGGCUCAGAUAUUUAUUCAUUCGCAUGCACCGUCCCGGAGGAUCAUGAUCAUCUGUACCGUCUCCAGCGUCUCAUCCGCGAGGGCUUGGGACAGGGGCUUGGAAAGCCCUUCGUGAAAUUUCAAGCAGCAGCCCAAACAUUACAGGGCACCACGGCAUUCCAAAAGGAAAUAAGCGGCAGGGCCAGCAAGCAGCCAUGCACUCGAGCUGAGGGUUGUCGACCAAGAGCAACAAACCCGGAAGAUGAGGGGAUCAAGGAUUCGACGCAAUACCGCCGGGUAGAAAUGGGCUAG
Molecule: messenger RNA, 471 nt
Organism: Cantharellus anzutake
Lineage: Eukaryota; Fungi; Basidiomycota; Agaricomycetes; Cantharellales; Hydnaceae
Exons: 4
Coding region: 1-471 (156 amino acids)
Source: RefSeq, a predicted model, not a curated record